Xylona heveae TC161 is the source of this 2432-nucleotide messenger RNA. RefSeq lists its product as hypothetical. Gene Ontology annotation, molecular function: acyltransferase activity, transferring groups other than amino-acyl groups. The coding region runs from base 393 to 2150 and encodes 585 amino acids. The record is from RefSeq and is a predicted model, not a curated record. The transcript has a single exon. NCBI's taxonomy places the organism in Eukaryota, Fungi, Ascomycota, Xylonomycetes, Xylonales, Xylonaceae.
GAGUCAUCUGUUGUCAAUUUUCCUAUUUAGGCAAUUUCUGUUCCUAUCGUUUGCAUCCAUGGCAAGUCUGUCUAAGUUUUUUCUAGCUUGAAACGGCAAAAUGUCAAACAAGAUCAUCAAUUCAUUCGAUCUCAUGCGUCUGGUACUUAUUCUCUAUGGCGUUACUCAAUUUCUAUCCUAUCAUGAUUGGGGCUUGCGUGCGGCAUUGCUUCUAGGUGGCUUUGACUCUUUCCAUUUUUUGAAUCAUAUAUCUUCGAUCGAUGUGUUAGUUCACUUAACUUUCUUCUCUUUUCCCUACAUUUUGCAGUAUCUCGAAUUCUCCGAGUGUUCCUGUCCCUCCAACGCCAUCUCUGCACGCUAUAGAGCAAUCUCGAAGCGAUAUAUAUCUCAUCAUGUCCACGGAUUCUUCCCUAAGCAUUCAUAUAAAUUCUCAAUCACGACUUUUUCCUACUACGCAUUGCAGAACAAAGGCUCUCCAAGGUACAGAAACUACACAGCACACGAUCCCCUUGUCGAUCCUUGAUGCAACCGUUGCGAAUUUCGCAGCUACAGCAGGCGUUUGGAUAUAUGACCCACCUUCGUGUACAUCGGACCAUGGCCAUACUGCCAUGAGCGCAGCAUGUUUGAAGCAAUCACUGCAGGAAACGCUAAAUGCCUACCCACACUGGGCCGGGCAGCUUGAAUGGACGCGGCCCCAGAGACCUCAUCAGCACCACGGAGUAAAUGACCACACGCAGAGACAUGGCAGGGUACAAGUCACUUGUGGAUCGCCUUCGGAUCCGGGUGUGGAAUUUGUCGAAGCAUAUUGUGACAACAUGGCAGUGAAGGAUCUCGUUCCAAGUGGAGAGGAUCGGGCAGGUAAAUGUAAAGUGUGGGAUGUAUCCAGCAUGCGGGCAAGAGAGUUAUUUCCCUCCACAGUGAUGGCACUGAGGGGUGAUGCAGGUGCGCCAGGAAUGAAAGUCCAAAUCACGACUUUUGCGGACGCUGGCAUCGCUAUAGCUAUCAUGUUUGCGCACCCAUUAGCAGACGCGCAGGCCAUGUCACACUUUAUGCACGACUGGGCUGCCGUCAAUGCUGCAAUGGUUGCAAAUGCUCAAAUACCAGCGCUCUCGCCCGUGUUUGAUCCAAGUUUACUGGACCUCGCUGCUGCAGGGGAUAUCGAUUCUCCGAGUCCAGACGCGGAGAUAGUGAAUGCAGCCCAGGAAUUGCCAGUGCAUCGGUUCGACUGGUGGGCUUCGGAGAAGGGAUGUCCGGACGGGUGGGAUGAAGCCACAAAAAUCCCCGAAGAAUUCGCGGGCUCAGAGGAUGCUCGAAGCGAGGGAAAACCCAUGCCAUGGUCUCAAUGGAACAUAGAUGCUCCUGUUGGGAAUUAUCUCGUCCAUUUCACCGGCAAGGAAAUAACUCGUAUAUGGAAGACAGCUUGCGCGACAGUAGCGGAAGAGGAUAAGUCGUCUGCAGCUGGCCUGCCGAGCAGACAUGAUGCGAUAUUAGCGCAUAUGUGGAUUUUAAUCAAUCGCGCAAGGGAUUCCAAGUCCUCUUCCACGACAUCGUCGUCGUCGACGACGACGACCUCUGGGGUUGAUCUUAUCCACCUGGAUCUCACGCUCGGAGUCCGCUCGCGCGUCAGUCCAAAGCUAUCUGAGCGUUUUGUGGGCUCGCCGAUUUUCCUAGCCCACUACUCUCUUCCCCUUGAAGCAGCACGUUCUUCUCCGCUGGGUAAAAUAGCCCUUGGUAUUCGCGGCACGACUGCGCUGUUUACCACCCCUUCAGUGGCGGCUCUCUUGCAUGAAAAAGCGCAUCAAGUGUCCGCGCAAAGAUAUUGGGAUGGUUUCUGUGGAAGACAUCAUGUGAUUGUUACUUCAUGGGCACAUUUGAAUGUGUACCAGGUUGAUUUUGUUGGUGAUGGAAGAAACGUCCCGAGAUAUGUUCUUCCGUUGAUGCCGGAUGUGGAUGGGUGUUUGCAGCUGAUGGAGGCACGGCCUAAUGGUCUGGACCAAGAGGACGGUGUGCAAGGAGGUUUGAAUGCGGAAGUGAAAGACAGGAAGGAGAAGAGACACUGGACAGAUAAUGGGGUGGAUGUCAAGCUGCAAAUGGAAGCGGAAGCGUUGCAGAGGUUGUUAAAUGAUCCGUUGUUGAGAAAGUACGCAUAGAACACAAGGUUUCUUGAGAGAAGGAAGAUGAAUUAUAAAAGGCAUGUGACGCAUAGGAGAAACUGAGUGACUAUUUCUUUCCCUGCUUCAGAAUAUAAUACGAAUUGAAAACCAAAAACAAUAGGUGCAAUUCAGCAGUCACUGUCAAAGGAGCAUCAGUGCGAAACACGUAAGACAAAUCGAGGAAUAGGGUUGUACGAAUGCAACAGAGAAGGAAUGUGUAACAGGGAAAAAGAAAAGGAGAGACCCAAAGCAUUGAACGAUAUUUGUCAUGUUGUAUUC